AAACCAACGAAUCCCCGUUUAGAUACAAAAGAGGACCCGGACUCCAUAUAUUGCAAUAAAGGCUUGAAGAAGAUUUUACGAGAACCAAAAUCAAUCCACCGUAAUCCAAAUAAUCACUCCGGAUGCAAAGAAGCCCCAACAUGAUUAUCCUUGAGACGGGAGAUGGUAUGAUGGAUAUCAAGCUUGACUGGAUUCGACGUCGUUUCAAGGCUCGUCGCGGGCAAUUGUGAGUACUUACUGCGACACAACGGUGCUUUUCUGGACUCGGACUAGGCUCAGGUCUGUGAUGAGGUAUAGGUACAUAAAGACAAAGCGAUGGGUAAAAGUACUAAAAAGGAUAUGAGACAUGAAUCGCGGGGUAUCAUCGUGCAACAACCGGUGCGCCUGUAACUGUGCAAGUGGGAGAGAAGUUUGCUGGGAAGAGAAGAGCGGCCUGGAAUCUGAAUAGAGAAGCAAGAGAGAUAA
This is a messenger RNA of Aspergillus nidulans FGSC A4, 465 nucleotides long. RefSeq lists its product as uncharacterized. The record is from RefSeq and is a predicted model, not a curated record. The transcript has a single exon. Lineage: Eukaryota; Fungi; Ascomycota; Eurotiomycetes; Eurotiales; Aspergillaceae. Bases 123 to 230 code for a protein of 35 amino acids.